AUGCUCUUCAACCCCGCCAACAAAUACACCUGGAUUAUCGAGUCCUCUACCGGGAACGCGGUAGCGUAUGGCUGGUGGCAACAUGCGAAAGGCAAGACGGAGGAGGAACGGGCAGCUACAUACGCGAAUCGGUAUCGACCCGAGGGGAUGAAUAAGGCGUUGAUGGAUGUGACGAGUGGGGCGAGGUUCUUGAAGAGGGCGAAGUUGUUGAAUACGCGAGAUACGCUAAUUUUGAAGGAGUUGUAUGCGUAUACGGAGGCGUCGAAGGAUGGGUAUGGGUUGUAUGUGAAGUAUGGGUUUGAGGAGGUGGAUCGGGUGACGGUGGAUUUGGAGCCGUGGGGUGGGAGGCCGGGUGAGUUGAACUCGUAUGGCUUGUUGAUGCGGGCAGCGCGGAACUGA
Messenger RNA from Aspergillus sclerotioniger CBS 115572, 399 nucleotides. RefSeq lists its product as uncharacterized. The record is from RefSeq and is a predicted model, not a curated record. Bases 1 to 399 code for a protein of 132 amino acids. The transcript is spliced from 3 exons. Lineage: Eukaryota; Fungi; Ascomycota; Eurotiomycetes; Eurotiales; Aspergillaceae.